AUGUCUUUUGAUGGACUAGUUGUUAGAAUUCGUAGCAGCAUUGGUGUCAGUCGAAUCUCCCUGUCCAAAGACGCGACUUUCGGCGACUUAAAGGUCGAAUUGAACAGGAGAUUCAAGGUAAAUGAGGGUACAAUUGUCAAAUUGUAUACAGAAGAUGGACAAACUGAGGUUUUUGGACCAGAUUCCGCUCCGCUAACCCAGCUGGGAAUUUCUCACGGAACCAGCCUAUUUUUGGAACAUGCGAGUGAUUACAAUGACCAGGAACCGUCCAUAAGCUACAAGAGCGUCGAAAAGGUCGAGGUGAAGGAAGAUAAGGAAGAACCAGGUAAGGUGGUUUUGUGGAUUUUUGGUGAAUAUCCGAUUGGCACUGUAAGUGGCAAGAGGAUAUGA
This is a messenger RNA of Theileria equi strain WA, 390 nucleotides long. RefSeq lists its product as hypothetical. Lineage: Eukaryota; Apicomplexa; Aconoidasida; Piroplasmida; Theileriidae. The transcript is spliced from 2 exons. The record is from RefSeq and is a predicted model, not a curated record. Bases 1 to 390 code for a protein of 129 amino acids.